This is a messenger RNA of Penicillium mononematosum, 537 nucleotides long. RefSeq lists its product as uncharacterized. The record is from RefSeq and is a predicted model, not a curated record. The transcript has 2 exons. NCBI's taxonomy places the organism in Eukaryota, Fungi, Ascomycota, Eurotiomycetes, Eurotiales, Aspergillaceae. The coding region runs from base 1 to 537 and encodes 178 amino acids.
AUGAAAUUGUCCAUCUUCCUCAUUGCAUUGAUGACCUCGGUCUCAUCCGCGGCAACCACUCAGGAUCCCGGCCCAUCUCCUACUGCUUCUGUCGGCUGUGAGCCACACGGAGACCACUGGCACUGUGACGGCCCAGCCUCAACAGAUGUCUCCUCAGUUACAUCGACAAGCGAGGCCGAAGUGAGCACCACUGCUUCUCCCACUAUGCCUAGCCCUACCGAGUCCAUUGGCUGUGAGCCGCACGGUGACCACUGGCACUGUGACGGACCCGCCGAGACCGGUACUGAGGCCGAAGCGAGCACCACCUCUGCCACUGCUUCUCCCACUAUGCCCAGUCCUACUGAGUCUGUUGGCUGUGAGCCUCACGGCGACCACUGGCACUGCGAUGGACCGGCUGAGACUGGCAGUGCCUCCGCGAGUGCUUCCGCGAGUGCCUCUACCAGCUCUGGAGAUGAGGAAGGCGCUGCUGGCUCAAUUGGUGUGCAGCUUUCCCUGCUUGCUGGUUUGUCCCUUGUCGCUGCUGGUCUGAACCUUUGA